Messenger RNA from Penicillium bovifimosum, 2265 nucleotides. RefSeq names its product transcription factor domain-containing protein. The record is from RefSeq and is a predicted model, not a curated record. Lineage: Eukaryota; Fungi; Ascomycota; Eurotiomycetes; Eurotiales; Aspergillaceae. The transcript has 2 exons. Gene Ontology annotation, biological process: DNA-templated transcription. The annotation marks the transcript as partial. Gene Ontology annotation, molecular function: zinc ion binding; DNA binding.
GUCAUGUCGUCCAGCGCACUCAAGCACAAGUUGACCGAGUCCUGUCUCCAGUCCACAGCUAAGCGCCACCUUCAUGGAUAUGAUCCGCAAGCUCCAUGGCUCCAUGGGUCGGAGUCUCCUGGAAUAUGGCGGACUCGAGACAAUCCCGAUGUGCAGCACUCGUUACCAGCAAAUAUGGUGUCUGCCGUUCAAGAUCUGAUAGACCCCGACUUUGAUCCACUUACAGCGAUGUUGGAUGACGAGCCCAGAUUUCUGAAGCCGUUGCCGACUCGGAUCGCUCCAGAAGACUUGGAGUUUUUGCGCUUUCGUGGUGCUCUCACUCUUCCAGAAAGUGGAUUGCGGGAUGAACUCCUUCGCUGCUAUAUCCAAUGGGUGCACAGUUUCAUGCCGGUAUUGAACUUGCAAGAGUUCCUGCGAUGCGUGGCCGAGAAUGACCCGGAGGGAAACGUCAGCAUCCUACUCUUUCAAGCGGUUAUGUUCGUUGGCACGGCUUUUAUCGAUCUCAAGCAUCUACAGGAUGCUGGAUAUUCGAAUCGCAAGAGCGCACGCAAUGCGUUCUUUACUCGAUUAAGGCUACUUUAUUCUCUGGACUGUGAAGAGGAUCGCAUCGUGAUUCUGCAAACAGUGCUAUUAAUGACCUAUUGGGCUGAUGCAGAGAACAGUCCACAGCGAGAUAUCUGGGAUUGGAUUGGAGUUUGUAAUACACAAGCGCAGUCCAUCGGGUUAAACAAAGACCCUGCAUCAGCCAAUAUUGAUGCACGGACUCGUCGACUCCGUUGUCGGCUUUGGUGGUGUCUGUAUUCUCGAGAUCGACUAAUCGCUAUGGGCAUGCGGCGUCCACUGCAGGUGAACGACGGAGCGAGCAAUGUCCCGAUGCUCAGUAUGAAAGAUUUCGAUUUUGAGCCAUUUUCUCCAUCCGUGGUAGCCAAGUUCUAUUGCCGCCAACUCCAAGAUGUGUCACAUCAGAAACGUCUCGCCACCAUGUUUAUCGAGAAGGUGAAGCUCUGUCAAUGCAUCGGAAGGGUAGUGUUCGCUCAAUACACUCCGUCACAACGUCAAUUUGGAACCACAACCCGAACCACCGUCACACUCGUUCCUCGACAGGCUUCCGAGUCCGAGUUUGCACGCUGUGGUCAGAAACUCGAGUCGUGGCUCAGUGCGCUUCCCAAGGACGCACAAUAUAUCCCAAAGUCCAGGAAGGCCUUCUCCGACGGCGAGGAUGUGCUCUUACUCCAUGGCGCAAUGCUGCGUAUGCUGUAUUAUGCCACCACCAGUGCACUUCACCGGCCUUGGACGAUGGCUUCGAAAGAUCAAUCCAAAUCGCGGAGUGAUUGGCGUAAUGCUGCCCGCGCAAAGAUGAACGAAGCCGCUUCAGGGAUCACACAGAUCAUUCAAGGUUUGAACCAGCUCAACCUCACCAGAUUCCUACCGCAGUCUGGCGUGACUGUGAUUCUACCUGCCGCCGUGGCGCAUUUGUCCAACACCAUGUCUGACAAUCCUGCCGUCCGCGAAAGCAGUGUCUACAAUUUCCAUCGUUGUAUACAAGUGCUCCACUGCCUCAAGGAUAUCUAUCCGGCGGCUGAUAUGGAAUUUGCCAACAUCGAAGCUGCUAUCAAAAUGCAGUCAGGUGCCUCCAGCACCUUUUUCCAGGUUAUGGAUUACAACAACGACGCCCCUGCCACAUCUUUAACGACCAGGAAACCAAGCAAUGUCUCCAUCAGCCCUCCUCAAGCAGAUUCAAUAAUGUCUGAUACUACUGUCUCCGAAACCGAGGGUCACAAGUCACGAGCUCGAACCUCAUCUACCCAAAGCAUGCAUCAACCCAACAUCGAUAACACUCAUGAACCCGCACAACCUUUAUUCUCCGACUUCAACGAAUACGCUGAUCCCAGCAGUGUCGACAACAACCCUUUCAACUAUCUCUCCAUUGACAUCGACUCCUUCCCCGACUUUGAUACCCUGACUGCAACGAAUUCUAAUACCGCCGAUAAAACAUACACCUCACCCCCCGAUCAAGACCAAAAUCCCACAGACUGGGCACAAGAGCUAUUUCCCGACACCGGCCUAAACAAAUACAAUGAUACCCGCAAGCUGCAACAAAGGAAUAUCCAGUCCGAUCACGAUCUCUUCUCAUUCAGUCUAAAGGAAGCAAAUAAUGGUAGUCCCUCACAUUCUCGGCAUCUGUCAAUAAGCGAUGGAAGGGCUGAUAUCACUGGUGACCUGGAUCGGGAUUUGGGAUUCCAAUCUGGGGAUGAUAUAUUUUAA